CUUCGUGCCUUGGCUUGCGAUUUUCUUUCAUCAGAGGCGACGAAGACUUGGGAGCACUGAGCGAAAUCGCCGAAAUUCAGAAACAACAAUUUCCGAACUAAUUCGUGAAGGUUUCAGUUUUCCGGAGAUCAUCGGCUGAUCCCGUCAUCGUUCCGGCGAUUUUUUCUUCGCCAUUUCCAGCGAUGUCGAUUAAGACUGUUAAAGUCAGCAAUGUCUCCUUGGGAGCGUCUGACCGAGACGUCAAGGAAUUUUUUUCCUUUUCCGGUGACAUUGAAUAUCUGGAAAUGCAGAGUGAAAGUGAACGGUCUCAAACUGCUUACGUAACCUUUAAAGAUGCACAAGGAGCUGAAACUGCCGUCCUUCUAUCUGGAGCAACUAUAGUGGAUCUUUCUGUCAACAUCACUCUGUGUCCUGAUUAUGAGCUCCCUCCGGAAGCUACUGCACCACCCGCUGCCACAGGAACUACAGCACCUGGUGCUGCUGAAUCCGCCUUCCAGAAAGCAGAGGAUGUGGUUAGUGGCAUGCUUGCCAAGGGCUUUAUCUUGGGUAAAGACGCACUGAACUCAGCAAAGGCAUUUGAUGAGAAACAUCAGUUAUCUUCCACGGCUUCAGCCAAAGUUGCUACAUUCGAUAAAAAAAUUGGGUUCACUGAGAAAAUUAGUGCUGGUACUUUGUUGGUGAGCGACAAAGUUCGGGAAGUAGACCAGAAGUUUCAGGUUUCUGAGAAGACUAAAUCAGCAUUUGCAGUUGCAGAGGUAAAAGUUAGCAAUGCUGGUUCUGCCAUCAUGAAUAACCGAUUUGUAAUGAGUGGGACUAGCUGGGUUGCCGAUGCUUUCAAUAAGGUAGCUAAGGCAGCCGGAGAAGUUGGUCAGAAAACAAAAGAGAAAUUCGUGGCGUCCGAGGAAGAACAGAAAAAGAAGACAGUCGAAGAUUUUGCUCAGGUCCAUCUCUCGGAAUCCCCUAAAGCAGCAACCGCGCCUCCUGAGCCUCAACAACGUCCCAAGCCAGAACCUGCUCAAGGUCUGAUCCUCUGAAUUGCUGCCAUGUAUGUUGAUAUCUAUGUCUGAAAGUUCUUGUAGUUGUAAUGUGUACUUCCCCUUUUAUUUCUGGCAUGGCAAGGCAAUAUUUUAGGGUGAAAAUAUAGAAUAGAAUUUCUUCCUCAAUUAGCAGUGGGACUUGAUUGCAUAAGAUAUCUUCAUUGGUCAGAAUAUAAACGAGAACAGCAGAUUUUUCCAUAUUGAGAACAAAUUCUGCUCUUUCUACUAUGCUAUGUAUCAGUGCAAUUCUGGCUAGUUUUUGGAGUUGAGAGAUUUUCUUUUUA
Messenger RNA from Momordica charantia (bitter melon), 1321 nucleotides. NCBI's taxonomy places the organism in Eukaryota, Viridiplantae, Streptophyta, Magnoliopsida, Cucurbitales, Cucurbitaceae. The record is from RefSeq and is a predicted model, not a curated record.